Messenger RNA from Rotaria sordida, 864 nucleotides. NCBI's taxonomy places the organism in Eukaryota, Metazoa, Rotifera, Eurotatoria, Philodinida, Philodinidae. The record is from the annotation of a GenBank genome assembly.
AUGGAUGUUAAUACAUCAGCAUAUAUUAUAGUACAAGCUGCAACACAAUGCCUUGCAUUGAUUUUAACUGUUUUAAGUUCAUUCAUUUUAUUAGCUACUUCUAUUUCAAUAGCACUUCUUUCCAAUCAAAUCGAUUCACCUGAUGCAGCACUCAACUGGCCUGAUGAGGGAAGAAUCGAAUUUCGAAAUUAUUCAUUACGGUAUGGAGCUAAUCUUCCAUAUGCUCUCAGAAAUAUUGAUUUGCAUAUUGAAUCGGGCCAAAAGAUUGGUAUUAUUGGUCGAACUGGUGCUGGAAAAUCUUCUCUCUUCAAAGGACUCUAUCGGUUUGUUGAUCAAUCAAAUGUGACGGGUGACAUUCUAAUAGAUGAUGUGAAUAUCCAUCGUCUUCCACUAAAUCAUCUUCGAUCAAACCUGACUGCUAUUCCUCAACAACCUGUAAUGUUUAGUGGAAGUCUACGAUAUAAUCUUGAUCCAUUCAAUUCUUAUUCAGAUGAACAAUGUUGGAAAGUACUCGAAGAUGUUCAACUGAAACAAUUUGUUCAAAAUCAUUCGGCAGGUCUUCAAAUGUCAAUUAGUGAAUGGGGUCGCAACUUGAGUGUAGGUCAAUGUCAAUUGAUCAAUUUUGCACGAGCUAUUUUGAAAAAUAGGAAAAUUUUAUUGUUCGAUGAAGCAACAGCCAAUGUUGAUCAGAGAACAGAUGAUCUUAUUCAAACAUUGAUCAAAAACAAAUUUCAUGAUCGAACUAUUUUGAUCAUUGCCCAUCGAUUGAAUACGGUUGCCAAAUGUGAUCACAUUCUUGUUUUAGACAAUGGAAUGGUUGUCAACUAUGAUACAUUGACUAAUAUUUUGAAUUCAUAUCAAUAA